Messenger RNA from Castor canadensis (American beaver), 2385 nucleotides. It is a transcript of the gene Srxn1, whose product is annotated as sulfiredoxin 1. The record is from RefSeq and is a predicted model, not a curated record. Gene Ontology annotation, cellular component: cytoplasm. Lineage: Eukaryota; Metazoa; Chordata; Mammalia; Rodentia; Castoridae. Gene Ontology annotation, biological process: cellular response to oxidative stress. Gene Ontology annotation, molecular function: sulfiredoxin activity.
UCAGUGAGCGGUGCGGAGCUCUCAGUGGGAAUGGGCCGGACCACUCGGGCCCGGGGGAGAAGCGCGCUGCCCGUCCGCCCCCGUCGGCCGCGCGGAUGGUACGGCCCGGCCGGGGUUAAAGCCGGGAGACUACGCGGCCCGCAGGGGAGGUGGUGGCGCGAUGGGGCUGCGCGCGGGCGGAGCGCUGGCCAGGGCGGGCGCGGGCCGGGGGACGCCCGAGGGGCCCGGGCCGAGCGGCGGCGUGCAGGGCGGCAGCAUCCACUCGGGCUGCAUCGCCGCGGUGCACAACGUGCCGAUGAGCGUGAUCAUCCGGCCGCUGCCGUCCGUGCUGGACCCGGCCAAGGUGCAGAGCCUCGUGGACACGAUCCGGGAGGACCCCGACAGUGUGCCUCCGAUUGAUGUCCUCUGGAUCAAAGGGGCCCAGGGUGGUAACUACUUCUACUCCUUUGGAGGCUGCCACCGCUAUGCAGCCUUCCAACAGCUGCAGCGAGAAACCAUCCCUGCCAAGCUGGUCCAGUCGACCCUCUCAGACCUGAGGGUGUAUCUGGGCGCUUCCACACCGGACUUGCAGUAGCAGCCUCCUUGCAGAUGGGAGGAUCUGACUCUCUGCACCCCUGUGCUGGCUGCCAGGCCUGCUGCUCACUUUGAACAAUGGGAGCCCUAGUUCCCACCUUCACACAUGGGACCAUGGCCUUGUCCCUGAAGAAUUACCGAGAGGAGGAAAUGAGAAAUAGAUGGAUUUGGAGAGCCACAUGCUUCUGGCUCCUGUGUUUUUGUCCUUAUGACCUCCUGUUACAGGACUAUAUAAUAGGAAGGGAAACCUCAGUUCUAGUGGCUUAAACAAAGAAGGCUUGUUUUGCCACAGCACCUGAAUUCUGGAGACAAAUGGAUAGCGUGGCAUUACUUCAAUAACUGGACGAAGGUGGGACUUUCCUCUCUGUGAUCCUUCUGCCUUGCCCUGAUUGCUUCUUACUUCAUGAUCACAAGAUGGCUGCUGUGUCUCCAAGGAAUAGUGUCUGUUUAAUGAAGAAAGGAGUAGGGGAGGAGGAAGGGCUGAGCCAACUGGACCAAACAUCCAUCAGAAAGGAAAACUUUCAGAACCCUGGGCUGUUAUCUCUCUUUCUCUCUCUUUCUCUCUCUGUCUGCAUAUUUCCACUUAGGUCUCCUUGGUCUGAGUUAACUGCCCUGCUACCCCUAGCAGCAAAGAAAGUGAGGACAGGGAACAGAAUUGUCAUGACUGAGUAUACCUAUCACAUUCCAUUCCCUGGGACUGGCCCCCCUGCCUCCUGAAAUAAAAUUGGGAUCUCAUUACCAGGAGAGAGGACCUGCUUAUCAGUUAGUCCUUGCUACGUACAAACUAUCCCCAAACUUAGCAGCUAAAAAGUUACUGGUUUGCUCACAAUUCUGUGGGUUGGAAGUUGGCCUGGGUUUAUCUGGGCAGCUCUGCUGGUCUUGCCUGAGGCCACAGUCAGCUGUCACUUUAGCUGGGGCUGGAUGGGCUAGGAUAGCCUUACUCACUUGUGUGGCAGGUGACAGGCUGUUGGCUCCAGUGGCUUUGUUCUCUAGCAGGCUAGCUCAGGCUUAUUCAUAUUAUGGCCUCAGGGUUCCAAGAGAGUGAGAGUAAAAGUGACAAAACUCAAACUCUGGAGCUGGGACAGUGUCACUUCUGCUAAGUUCUUUUAGUCAAAGCAAGUCACAACACUAUCCAACUCUCAGUGGGAGGAACUGCAAAGCACAAUGGCCAUGGUUCAUCUGUCACAAAUAAAUUUGGAUGGACAGAUAACAGUCUUUCUCUUCCUCCUCCUUCUCUCCCUGCCCCCAUGGCCUCCCCUUUUGAGCCACUAAGACACUGUCCUGGCCCUCAGGGUUCAGGAAAAGAGGAGAUGAGGUGGACUGGGUCUCUGCCAGGCCACUGCCCUCUAACUGGGGGCAUUUCUCACUGUCUACACUGACGGGAUGGGGUGGGCAGGUAGUCCAUUCCAGAGAGACUUCUGCAAACCAAGAAUCCUGUGGGAGAGAGAGGCAGAGGAAGGGUGCCAAGAGAGGUGGGUCUUGCCCCCGCUGCCCUCAGGGAGUCCAGUCAUUUAGCAUUCUUCAGUGUCAGUGUCCCUAGCUCCGUAGCGUGGACAAAGCUUUCUCACCCAUUCCUAAGAGCUAAAAUGCAAUGUGGAUCCUGGAUUGGGAUCGUGGAACAGAAAGGGACAUUAGUAAGUCAAUUGAAAGUCUGGUAAGGCCUGGAUUUUCUUAGUGUCAGUCUCUGGGUUGGACAGGAGUGCUGGGGUUCUGUAUGAAGUUGACUUCUGGCGAUGCUGUUGGGGUGGGAUCAGUAAAGAUUGUAUGGCAACUCUUUGUACUGUCUCUACAACUUUUCUCUAAAUCUAAAGU